GAAGCUGCGGCCGGAAUAGUCCCCCUGCCGCCCUCUAGUGGCUGUGCUGUUUAUGGUCAUAGGCUGCAGCUACAUACAGGGCCCUGUCCUAAUCGAGCGCUCGUGGAAAACCAUAUAUAUUCCAAAAUAAUAUGCACCAUUUUUGUUUUGUGGAUACUAGACUAAAGAAAUUGCACCAUGCCAUCUAGUGACUUUCCUCUGGAGAAUACUGGCCUGCGAGGGACAAGGCAGAUAUCGCAGCCUCGACGAAGACUUGCUUUAACCUUGCCUGGUUCUGAUCAGUUGAGAACAGCUAUUCCUUCUAAGAUGGAGUUCAGUGCGCCUACAAAUGAGUUGCUGUCCUGGGAAAAAGGGUCCCUUCGUCCUCUGAGGACCACUAAUUCUGUUUUAGCCAGCGGUCUUGAGCUGUCCCCUCAAUCCCUGUUAUCCUCAAGCCUCUCUUCUACCUCUAACUCUAUUCUGGAUAGUGGCUCUUUUAUAACAUCUCAGUCAUCUCUAGACAAUAAAUCUUUAUCUUCAUCAUUUUCUGGCCUACUAAGUUCACCGCUGGCUUCUAAAUCCUUGCUGACGACGAAUAGCUGUCUAACAUCUGAGGGUUCUUGUUCUGUCCUUACCUCCAAUAUUUUGUUGUCCCCUAAAUAUGCAGUAACCUCUGUUUCGUUCUUGUCUGCUGAGAUGGCUGUAAAUCUUAAUUCUUCUUCUACUCCGCUUGAUACCUCAAAUAUCCCAUUGUCCACUAAGCAAACUGACAUCACUGUCUCACCCUUACCAUCGGAUGUGAGCAGGAAACUCAAUUCUACUUUGAUUCCAAAUGUUGAAACAUCUAAUCUUUCUCUGCAUUACUCAAGCAAUACUGUGCUACCUACUAUGAUUUUACAACAGGAGUCCAGUAAGAACAUUGAGACCAAGUCCACCAGUCAUGGUAGAAUUGCUUCAGAACUGCCAUCCACUUUGGUAGCUGACCAGACAAAAGAGCUUGAAUUGCAAGAUGUUACAUUUUUACCUGUAACUCUUGAACAAGAGGAAGAAUCCAGUGAGAUAUCCAUGUCACCAGCUGAGGCUAUGAUGGAGAAUUGGCCAUCACAAUCUUCUCAAGCUUCUGAAAGUGAAUUCAUUACCCAAGAACAAGUAAAACCUAUGCAGAAAGAACCUGACGUUAUUGAUAUUGAGAAACCAGACAACCUGCUAAAGCAGAAGAAGAUGGCUUUAAUUUCUGCCGUAUGCUGCUCAUUGGUGAAUUCACCCAAGUUCACAGAUUCAUCAGACACUACCCGGGCUAAUAUUAUGGAUUUGUGUGAAGAUAUUGCACAGUUUGAUCCAGAGUUUAUAUUGAAGGUUGCUCUUUAUACACGACAGGAGCUCAAUAUACGUACCACAGCAAAUUUCCUACUUGCCCUGUCUGCCCUAUUUCCUUCUUGUCGACCACACCUACGUCGGUAUCUGUGCUCUUCUGUGCAGCUACCAAGUGACUGGAUGGAUGUACCGCGGAUGUACCAGAGCUUAGCAGGGAAAGGAGAUAAGCUGGCUCCACUGCCUUCUUGCCUUCGUAGAGCAUUGACCCUCAAGUUCCAAAAGUUCAGUGAAUAUCAGCUGGCAAAGUACAAUACCCGUAAGCAGCGUGGGAAACAUGAUUCCCAGAAAAAGAAGGAAAAGAAAACUAGUAAUUUUAGCGCAUUGAAGUGUGGCAGAAAUAUGCGAAAACUGGAAGGUUUAUGUAAACUUCUAGAUAAGCAGGUUGAACCUGCUUCUGCUAGUGCUGGAAAGAAAACGAAAGACAAGUUCUCUAUGAAGAGUCUGAUUCAGAGACUACAUAUUUCUAAGCCAGUGAAUCAUGUCAUGAGUCUGCUUGGAUGCAGAUAUCCAAAAGACCUGAACGCCUUCUCCCGCAGUGGUCUUGAAGGUCCUUGGCAGUCCCAUCUAUCAGGCCAGAGAAUGAAAUUAAAGCAGCCUGAAACAUGGGAAAGGGAGUUGAGUCAGAAAGGGAACACAGGCCCAGUAUGGGAGGGCUUGCUUGACAAUCGUAAAGUACCCUUCAUGGCAUUAUUAAGGAAUCUGAGGAAUAUGAUCAGAGCAGGUAUCGGUGAAAAGCAUCAUAGGGAAGUAACUGCAUAUUUGUCCAACCAGAAUGCGGUCAUCAAAAGCCGUCUUUUCCCAUUUCGCUUUCUCUCUGCUUACAAAGUCAUUCAUGACCUAGAGUGUCAGCUAAGUAGGGCAGAGGAGCCAUUCCCCACCAAUAGUGACCUCCUCCAACGAAUCUUUCGCAGAGAAAAGAAGAAUAUUCCACAGCUAUCUCGCAAGCGUUUCUCUCGAUCUGAACUGAGAGCAUGUUUGGCUUUUCCAGUUAUCCAUCGCCUUCUUAAAAGAGAGAAAGAAGCCCUUAGGAAAGCCAGGACGAUAAAAUUUACUGAAGGUGUUGUGGUGAGGUAUAAGAAAUCACUGGAGCAGGCCAUUCAGAUAUCGGCACGUCACAAUAUCCCACCGAUACCUGGACGUACAGUGAUACUCAUGUGUGUGGAGUCCUCAAUGUAUGCAUCGUGCCAUGGAGCCAAAGAGCUAGCUGUUAGAAGUUAUGACCCCUCUGAGAGAAGAGAACCACCCUCACUCAUAGAUGUGGGUUUACUGUUGAGCCUGAUGGUGAAGAACACAGCAGAAAACGUUCAGCUUAUCCUGUACAAUCAAAACCACUAUGCCAAGGUUGACCACUCUUCAAGUCCCCUCCUGGAACGUGUGAGCGAGGUUAAGCAGCAAGCUGAGAAAAUGCAAAAUCAUACAGUCCUGCCCUGUGAAGAAAGAAACCCCUUGGCAGAAUACCUCUCAGAACUCCUUAUGGAACGCACUAAGGUAGAUACUCUACUAGUUUUUGGAGAGAGUCCACUAAAUGAAGAAUUUAGGACUGUGCUGAAGCAUUAUCGACGAGUAGUGAAUGCCGACUGUCUCUGUGUGACUGUGCUGCCUAAUGGAUUCCAAAGUGAGGACUCCCUUGAUCAGUGUAAUGAUGUGACGCUAUGCGGUUUUACAGAGCAAGUGUUGAAAUAUGUAUCAGAGAGGGGAACUUCCCGACUAUUGGAUCAUGUGGAGAAAGUCAAUGAAAGAUUCAAUAUUCCAGAAGACCCAGAGAAUAUCAAAAAGAGACGCAUGGCAGUUAGCGGUCUACUUACUUCUAUUCCCAAGCAGAAGUGGCGCAGUGUCCGUAUAUUUAUCUCCUCCACUUUCCGUGAUAUGCACUCAGAAAGAGAUCUGUUGAUUGGACAGGUGAUGCCACAACUGCGCCAGCGUGCUGCGUGUCACUUCCUGUCCCUGGAGGAAGUUGAUCUCCGGUGGGGAAUUACAGAAGAAGAAACAAAGAAAGACAGGCAGUUGUCUCUGUGUCUGUCUGAAGUUGUUCGGAGCCAAAUCUUCAUUGGUAUACUGGGAGAGAGAUACGGCCAUGUCCCCAUAACUUAUUCUGUUCCACUCCUGCCUGAGUAUCAUUGGAUUCAGUCGUAUCCUCCAGGACGAUCCGUCACAGAGUUGGAGUCUAUGCAGUUUUUGCAGAGUUGUAAGACCUAUAAAUCAGGCCACCCAAAGGCUUUCUUCUACUUUAGGACUCCUGAAGUUAUUAGGUCGGUGCCCAGCCACUGGCUUUCGGAUUUUGUGUCUGAAUCUCAAGAAGCGGAAAAACGUAUGCUGGACCUAAAGAAAAGAGUAGUCAAACAUCCUGCUGCUAUAAGUUACACGUACUCCUGUCAGUGGGGUGGUGAAAAUGAUGGAAAACCACACCUGACAGCACUAGAGGACUUUGGAGCUAGAGUUUUAAAUGAUGUAUGGCAAGUGAUUGAGAGGGACUAUCUUAAGGAAGAGUCAAAUGUAUCUGAAGAUGAAGAAGAUCAGCUAACACAGGAAGGCUUUCAAGAAUGGCACGAACGUCAUUCUUUUGCUAGAAGCAAGCAAGUUAUGCAAGUGUGUGAACAGAUCUUGGAGAAGAGACGAGCAUCUCCGUCGUCUGGGAGAGUGUUUCUAGUGGUCGGAGAGCCGAGUCAAGGCAAAACUGUGUUUAUGGCCGACCUUGUGAAAGAACUAAGACUUGUUAGUUCAGCAUCAGUCAUCUAUCAUUUUACCGGGGCAAAUCCUAGGUCAAAAGAUGUAGAGACCAUGUUAAAAAGUUUCUGCAAGCAACUGAAUAGGCGUCUGCAAAGAGAAAGCAAGAGUCUCAAUUCAUACAGGGAUGCUUUAGCUGAAUUUCAGGCUCUGCUUCUCUUAAUUCCUCACUCUUUGAAACGGAAUGACACGUUGACGCUACUCGUAGACGGGGCCGAUGUCCUGUGUGGAUGUGCCGGGGAGCUCACUUCUGACUGGAUCCCAGAUUUCCUCCCUCAGAGAGUUAACAUGGUUCUGAGUGUAACUGAUGGAUCCUCUUUAUGCGGCACCCUUAGAAAGUGCAAGGGCAUCACUGUCAUUCCCCUAGGAAGACUGGAACCAAGUGAGCGGGCUGAGCUGGUCAGAGGAAAGCUUGCCGUCUAUGGAAAAAAGCUGGAAGAAUCUGCCUUUAAUAACCAGAUGCGUCUCUUGAUGAUUAAGAAGGGGACACGUGACCCUCUGUAUCUAACUCUUGCCUGCGAGGAGCUGCGAGCUAAUGCUGUCUUCGAGAAGCUCUCUGAGGAUAUACAGAAGUUGCCAGCCAGCCUUCCACAAUUACUUCAGAAGAGACUAAAUACCUUAGAAGAAGAACAUGGAACUGACAAUGUCACGGUUGCUUUGACUGCCAUUUGCAUUUCACAGAAGGGACUUUUGGAGAGAGACUUGCUCAGGAUCCUAAGUUCACUGCAGUGGGUUAAAUCUAUAUACACCGCCAGCUGGAGUGAAAUGCUGGCUGCUGCCACUCAUACAGACAGUCUUCCCAUGGCUACUUUUUCACUGCUCCUCGGGGGACUGAGAAGUGUUCUUGAUCUCUGGAGCCAUAAUUCGACAUCUGAGCCCAGGCUGCAUCUUUCUAGUUGUCUUCUACGAGAAGCUGUGGAGAAACGUUAUUUUGGAAAACCAGAAGUUGUGCGUGCAGUGCAUCUUCUUAUGGCUGCAUACUUCUGGACAGUGUCCUCCCCUAAAGAUCCAGACUCCUCUCCUGUUCUCCAUGCUGAAUGCCUGAGUGAGCUGUCCCAUCAUCUGCUCUGUGGAAUUCAGUUACACACUCUUGGUCAGCUUCUUGUACACCUUCCUUUCCUGCGGGCACAUGCCAGCUUGGGUCUUUUACCACACUUAUGCCAGGUCUAUAGCAACUAUGGGAUUGCACUUUCAAAAAGACCUUCAUCAUGGGAACACAUGGAGACUGAUCCAUCAGCACCUGAACCUGCUGUGAGGGUAUUCAGGGAAUUCAUUGAGCGAUCCUUACACAUUCUCUCCCAGAACCCUUCUCUGUUUUAUCAGUUGGCUCUGAAUGAGCCCCACUGUUCCCCAGUUUGCAUCCAGGCUCAAGAGAUUUUGGCCGAGUGGAGUUCAGAAAGCCAGUUUAUUACAGUUUGGGAAAAUAAGCCCAAAUCUGUAAAUUUCUGCAGCAGCAAAUCUUUGGAUGUUCCUUCUACACCGGGUUGUGUUGGACUGAGUUGCAAAGGAAACUUUGCAGUUGUGGGCACCAGUGAUGGCUCGUUGCAUAUUCUACAUACAGACAGUGGCGAGGAAAUCAGAACAUUGUAUAGUGGCUGUGAUGGCGUCUCCUGCUGUGCAUUUAUUUCUGAUGCAUUACUCUGUGUUGGAUCCUAUGAUGGAACAUUGGAGAUAUGGAACAUAACAGACGGCUGUCGAAUACACAGAAUUGAAGCCCACAGACGACAGGUCACAGGUUGUUGUGUUAGUGCAGAUCGUAGACAGAUGCUCACCUGCUCUCUGGACUCUGAUGUCAAGGUAUGGGACACCAGCCGUUGCACCCUCACAAGCUCCAACUCAUUCCCCAGCCCUCUCAACUGUGCAGCAUUUCACCCUAAUCGUUAUGUGGCUUCUGUGGGAUCUUGGGAUGGCAAAGUAUUUGUUGUUCAACUGGACAAUUGGAAUCGAAGUGCUGUCCUGUGUGGUUCUUCAUCAGUGAAAACAGUGUCAUUCUCCUUAGAUGGCAGUGUUGUGGUCUCAGGGAGUCUUGAUGGCUGGGUGUCCCUGUGGUCUUGGGAAGCACAAGUUCUCCUGUCUCGUUUCAGAGCUCAUAGUGGUUAUACGCUGACUUCUAACUUUCUGCAGCAUGGGGAAUAUCUGUUGACUGGUGGAGAAGAUGGCAAGGUGCAAGUAUCAUCUGGAGGACUGGGGAGGCUACAUGCUCAUGGCUGUGUGAAGACUGCCUUAUCUCCUGCACUUUCUGUAGCCAUCUCUCCUAACAGGCAGCUGUUUGCGGUUGGCUAUCAUUCGGAUUCUGUUUAUAUCUACAAAGUUGAUAACGGGGAGCUUGUGUCGCAGUGUCCAUUUGAGAAUGUAGCAGUGGACAGUCUUGUAUGGCUCUCUGAUAACACGCUGGUUACUGGCAGCUCGGAUAGUUUAAUUCGUGUCUGGGAUGUAUCACCAGAACAGUCAUCUUGUCGGCUCACUCUGUGUGGGCAUCAACGAUCUGUUCAGGCCUUGGCACUAUCCUGCCAGUUUCUAGCUUCCGCUUCUGAGGAUGUUUCCAUCGGCCUGUGGUCAGUGGAUAAUCUCCUAAUGGCUAAUCCAUCAGUUUCUCCUGUCUCAGUUCUUCGGAGUCACACUGCAGCAGUUACAUGCUGUGCUUUUAGCCCAGAUGGGAACCUGCUGGCUACUGGUGGGAAAGACCGGUCUCUGCUCUGUUGGGACGUCUCGGUGAAUCCCCCUGUUCUUGCGCACACCCUGCUGUCAUGUCACAAGGACUGGAUAACUUGCUGUUCAUGGACGGACGACAGCAUGUUGGUCUCGUCUUCAGGAGAUGGAUCUGUGUGCCUGUGGGAUAUUCAGAAUGAGAAGCAGCUCCUGACAUUUGCUGGACAUCUAAGUGCAGUCAGCAGUGCUCUGUGCAUGGGGGAACGUGUUAUCACCAGUGGCCGAGAUGGUUUCCUAAAAGUCUGGAGUCUUACUGGCACUGAGAUCGCUAGUAUUCCUACUCACCACAGUCAGAUAAAUCAGAGCACCGCAUACUGGGAGCCAGAACAUAGUCAAGACGAUACUAAUUUAGUGGUUUAUACGGCUGGUUCCGAUGCCAUGGUAUUAAAGUGGAGUCCCCUGCAGAUGGAGCAGAUACAAACUCUUAAUGGUCAUGGAGCAGCUGUAGUAUCGUCAGUGGCAGACCCUCAGCUUCAGGUGACUGUGACAGCAGGCCAAGAUGGCUCUAUACGGCUAUGGGGAGCCCCAUGCAGGGAUGACUCUCUGUUGGCAACUAGUCACAAGGGAAUAAUUACUGCUGUUGCAUGGUCCCCUGAUGGUGAACUGGUUGUGUCAGGUGGAGAGUGCGGAGAUCUGAUUGUGUGGCACCAGCACAAAGCUCUGCUGACACUGCAAUGUGGCGAGCUCUGCAUUUCUUCAAUUAUUUUUACAACCAAGCGUUCUUUCUGCUGUGUGUCCAGUGAUCUUACAGUUUCCCGCUGGCUUUUGUUUCCUUGUAAAGAAGGUGCCUUAAGGGGGAAGAAGGCUUACAGUGUUGCGAUCGAGUCCCUGGUAUUGUCUGCUGUUCUCACCACCUCGCAGAAGGUGCAGCUGCACAUGUUGUCUGGAAAAGAUUUUCUCUUGGAUCCCAAGACUGGAUCUCUUCAGAACGUGGAUGAUGCUAACGCUUCCCUGCCAGAUUCUCAUGUCCACCCUCCUCAAGAGAUGCUACAUCCUGGCAGCAUUAUCACUGCAUCCCAUCCACAUUUUGGUGUAGGGGAUUCUGUUGGGGCCUUAUGGCUUAAAACCUCACAAACUUCCAGUCAUAGUACAGCUGACAUGUGGGAGAAGAAACAGAUUCACGCAGCUGCUGUCUCUUGCCUCAGUGUGACGGAUAAUCUUGUUAUCACAGCAUCCGUUGACCACAGUGUGAAGAUUUGGAAACGCAGUCCUUUUACACAGGUGGGCGUUUUCUACUGUGAAGGAGCAGUUACUUGUCUCUCACCCUGUCCUAUCCCAGAACGCGAUACCUCAUCGGUGCUGUGUCAGAUAGCUUGCGGUGAUCAGUAUGGAAAGCUGUAUAUGCUGACCUGUGUUAAGACGAGGAACUAAGUAAUGAUGUCACACACAUAAAUGUAUCUGGAUCUCUACAUGAAGAUGAUUACUUACAUGAAGUGCUGUCGAUAUACAAUAAAUAUAGUUCAGGAAUGCC
This is a messenger RNA of Bufo bufo (common toad), 8257 nucleotides long. RefSeq names its product telomerase protein component 1-like. Gene Ontology annotation, molecular function: protein binding; telomerase RNA binding; telomerase activity. The coding region runs from base 178 to 8157 and encodes 2659 amino acids. Gene Ontology annotation, cellular component: telomerase holoenzyme complex. NCBI's taxonomy places the organism in Eukaryota, Metazoa, Chordata, Amphibia, Anura, Bufonidae. The record is from RefSeq and is a predicted model, not a curated record. The transcript is spliced from 54 exons. Gene Ontology annotation, biological process: telomere maintenance via recombination.